Messenger RNA from Oryzias melastigma (Indian medaka), 1869 nucleotides. RefSeq names its product solute carrier family 37 member 3 (gene slc37a3). Lineage: Eukaryota; Metazoa; Chordata; Actinopteri; Beloniformes; Adrianichthyidae. Gene Ontology annotation, biological process: transmembrane transport. Gene Ontology annotation, molecular function: transmembrane transporter activity. Gene Ontology annotation, cellular component: endoplasmic reticulum membrane. The record is from RefSeq and is a predicted model, not a curated record.
UCCACUCCUAUCCUGAAGGUGGCAGCAGUGCGCCACCGUUCAGCGGUGGCGUCCCCUUUGCCACUAAAAUCGACAGUAAACAAAAACCUUCAGUACUCCGAGAAGACACCACUAGUUCGCCACAUAAACCCUCGAUUUAAGUGAUGUGUCCACCCCGCCCGGUUUUGUGAAGGACUACCCGAGCCCCACCCUCGUCCCUCCUGUCCUCCCGGACGGGCCUCCGCCAGCUCCUCCUCCCUUCCUUCUCACUCCCUGUGAUGCCUCCCUCCCGCUGUGGCUGUCUGUCACAGUACACACAUCACCAUUUGGCCGUCUUCCUCCUCACCUUUUUUAGCUAUGUGUUACUGCACGCGUCCAGGAAGACGUUCAGCAACGUGAAAGUCAGCAUCUCGGCCCAAUGGACGCCCUCCGUCACCAACGACAGCGCACAGUUCUCCCCUGCUGAGACGUGGGAGGACAAUCGGCUGUUUGCAGAUGAAAAGCAGGCCACGUUGUUCCUGGGAGCGCUGGACUCCAUCUUCCUGUUCUCAUAUGCAGCAGGUCUGUAUCUGAGCGGAGUGAUCGGGGACCGAGUGAAUCUGCGCUACGUCCUCUGCUUCGGCCUGUGUGGAUCAGCAGUUGUGGAGUUUGUGUUCGGCACUCUGACCGAAUGGCUCCACAUUUACAACGUGUAUCUGUACUGCGGUUUGUGGGUGCUGAACGGCCUGCUGCAGUCCGCCGUCUGGCCCUGCGUGGUCGCCGUCAUGGGCCACUGGUUCGGCAAAACGGGGCGUGGUUUCGUGUUUGGCUUGUGGAGCGCUUGUGCCUCGGUGGGGAACAUCCUGGGCGCCUUCCUGGCUUCCAGUGUGCUCAAGUACGGGUAUGAGUACGCCUUCCUGGUGACGUCUGUGGUGCAGUUUGCUGGCGGGGUGGUCGUGUUCUUCGGAUUACUCACUUCUCCCAAAGAAGUCGGUUUGACUCUGGAGUCGGGGACUGGACUCGGCCCGGUUGAGACGGACGCGGACAGCCACAAGCCGCUGAUGAGCGACGAGGAAGAAGACGAGCAGGCGGAGGUGUACACGAGGCGGCGGCGGUCCGCUGAGCCGCCGGAGGAGCCGCCGCCAGAACCCCCACAAGCCAUCAGCUUCUUCCAAGCCUUCUGCCUCCCCGGAGUUCUGCCCUAUUCUCUGGCUUACGCCUGCUUGAAGCUGGUCAACUACUCCUUCUUCUUCUGGCUUCCUUUCUACCUGAGCAGCAACUACGGCUGGAAGGAGGCCGAGGCCGACCGCCUGUCCGUGUGGUACGACGUCGGAGGGAUCAUCGAGAGGUCGCCGGUUCUGGCCGUCAGUCUCGUGAUGGCGAUGGGCGCCCUGGUGGGAUACAGCCGAUCCCCAAACGACCAGCUCAUCAACGCCGUCAUCUUGGCCGCGACCGGCUUCUUCAUCGGCGGUCCGUCCAACAUGAUCAGCUCGGCCAUUUCCGCCGACCUGGGCAGACAGGAGGCGCUGAGGAGCAGUCAGGAGGCUCUGGCCACCGUCACCGGGAUCGUGGACGGAACCGGGAGCAUAGGAGCAGCUGCAGGACAGUACGUGGUGUCUCUGAUUGAGAGCAAGCUGGGCUGGAUGAGCGUCUUUUACUUCUUUGUCGUCAUGACGGGGGGCAGCAUCCUCUUCAUCACGCCGUUGCUCAUCAGAGAAACCAGAGACUUGUGGCGAGACAGGCGAGCGCUGCGCCGCCAGCUGUGACGGCGUGGGUUUCCUCUUCGUUGGUGACCUGUGCGGCGGAUGGACGGAAAUGACGGGAAUCUUCGUAAACUGACUUGAAGUGCCACCUUAAACUGUGUGUCGCUUAAUGCACAAAUAUAAAGGUUAAAGUGAAUGUAAACGUGGA